AUGGUGCAGAAGCGUCCGGCUUCGAACCCGCCACCGGGUCCCGGGCAGCCAUCGAGUCGGCUUCGAACACCGAGUACUGCCGCCCCUGAUGAGGCUUUGCGCGCUCCUGUGACUUCUCCUGCUGCAAGUGGCGGUGUGGGGAGUUCUGAGAGGGUUGUGGCGCCCGGCAGAGUUACAGGUUCUGGUGGCCCUGUUGGGUCCUCUGCUAGAAAAUCGCCUGCUACUUCUGUUGGGGGCCCUGGAUUGGGGGGUAAUGGGGGGAGGGGUGGGGAGCCUGUAUCUUCAGGUGGGGGUGCUACUGGAGGGCUUGCUGCCGGCGGCAAGCAGGUUAGGGCUGGCGCAGGACCGUCCCAAGCCGUUCAACCGGUUAUUAGUGGCCCCGUGGGUAGUUUGGAUGAGAACAAGACUAGCGUAGACUCGGAUGAAGACGAAGAUGAAGAUGGGGUUAAUUGGGAGGAUGUGGAUUUGGGCCCGCAAGGUGCGCGCGUGCGCCGUAAUCUACUCAUUCAUAUUGUUAUCACAUAGCUAACUUAGCACUCUAUAGCAAUGACCGACUUCCUAUCCUCCGCCCCCAAUGAAAAUUCCGCACCAGCGCCACUAUCCCUCACGCUCGGUGGGAAAGGCAAGAAGCCCGAGCGCACGGUACGAAAGAUAACCCCAGUCGAGCGUAGAAUCAGAUGGGAGACGCAUAGAAUGCAUUUGCUAUGCCUUCUCCACCACAUCUCGUUACGGAAUCGCUGGUGCAAUAGCCCGGAGGUGCAGGUAACGUCCGCUCGCUCAAUUGGCAUGCGUAUGUUAUAACUUUCUUACCGAAUCCGGCGAACAGGGAAGCCUCUCACCGCUGGUCAAGUGGAAAAUCCGCCGGCUUUUGAUUGACGACCCUAAUGACCAAGUGUUCCGUCGCUCGCAGCUUUUCCUGGAGGGAUUAAAGAUUUUAUCUGAUAUCUGGGUGGAAAAUUUCCGAGUGAUGAGGGCAGGACUGAGCAAGUGUCGGUGGGAUGGGCCUGAGGUUGGUUUUAUCCCCCAUUACCCACUGCUACCUGUGUCCAGGGCGCUAAUAUGUGUGACAAUUAGCACUUUGUGCACAAAGGUGGUGAUCCUCCACUAGGUUAUAGAGAGUUCGUGAUAGUCUCCGAAAUGCGCAAAGGCUCCAGGGAUAUCGGUGCGCAGCUGUUUUGCGCAAUGCUCAGGUCGGUCGGAGUAACCUGCCGACUCGUCUGCUCCCUCCAAGCGCUCCCGUUCACAUUUGCCAGCAACGAACCUCCCAUGAAGGCUCCGGUGGAUGCUACUGCAGGUCCGGACAAGGGCAUUGGAUACAUCAGUAAAACCUGGAUCCGGAAUUGUAGGCAGAACGAUUACGGAACUAGACGUGAUGAGCGUUGCUGGCCCGUCUAUUGGGUGGAGGCUUGGUGUGUUGCAAAACAGAAGUGGAUAGCAGUGGACCCGUUUGCGACAAAAACGGUUGGGAAGCCGAGCGCUAUUGAGCCACCAGUGCAAGUUCCCGGGAAUUUGAUGAGUUAUGUUGUAGGUUUUGAGGACGGUUAGUUCUGGUGUCAAUCUUGCGAGGCCUCCUGAAUGUACUAAUUAGGCACACAGACGGUGACUGCACUGACGUGACAAGACGCUACGCUCAAGCAUUCAUUACGAAGACCCGUAAGGUCCGGGUCACUGGAACUCCCAGCGGAGAAGUCUGGUGGGAUAGAGUUAUGGCUAUUCUAGCGACGGGCACGCAUCCUGUGAGUUUUUCAUUUUCUCCUUUCGGCCCAUCCAUUAGCAUUCGGUUUGACUCAGCGUUCUUACGACAUAUUCACUCGAAAAUUCAGGACCGCCAACAGAUAGAACAGGCUGAGCUCACUAACAAGAUACUUCACGAGCCUAUCCCGAAAAGCCUCAAGUAUAUCAAGGGACAUCCAUUGUGCUUCCCCCUCCUCUCUGUCCACUGUUACCACCGCCACCGCCUUAACUUACAAUACUGGCACCAAACAGAUACGUUAUUGAACGCCACCUCAAGCGCGAUGAAUCCUUCAAGAUACUGCGAAAAUGUGGUACUCUAACGACUGGGUUUGGCAAGAACAAAAAGACAGAACCUGUAUACCGCCGUGAGGAUGUGAUAAAGCUCCGCUCGCUCGAAAACUGGAUACGUCUGGGCCGGGCGGUGAAGCCAGAGGAAAAAAACAAACCCAUAAAGUAUGUGAAAGCUGUUCGUCUACCCAGCACCAAACUUCGCAAUGCAAGGAGCGGCAACGUGGAACCCGAGAUGAGUGGUCUGUACGCCGAAUCACAAACAGAGCUUUGCGUUCCAGAGCCUUUGGUGAAUGGGAGGUUGGUCAAGAACAAGUUUGGGAAUAUCGACUUGUUUGUGGAGUCGAUGUUGCCGAAGGGGGCAGUGCAUUUGCCUCGUAUGUUGACUGUUCUCUUUGUAUUUGUAGAGAAGAUGGGAUGCUAAUGGAUGGGCCUGGUUGGGUAGAGAAAAAUGUUGACAAAGCCGCGAGACUUGUGGGCGUUGACUUCGCCCCGGCCAUCGUAACUUCCUCAUCUCCUCUAGACACUUUACCGCAGCUAUUAACUCUUAGAAACAGACGGGCUUCGAAUACCGUCACGGCCACGCGUACCCCGUUGCUACCGGCAUCGUAGUCGCUAAGGAAUACAGAGAGGCUAUAGCAGCGGUGCAUGAAGGACUGGUUGAAGCCCAGGACGAAAAGGCAGCUAGGAAUCGUGAUAUGAAAGCGCUCUGUAUGUGGCGACGCUUCCUUACGAAGCUGCGCAUAUUAGAUCAUGUCAGCCGGAUACCGGAAGAGCAGGAGGUCACGCACCAUCCAAUGACUAUGAUGGCGAAUAAUUGGAGUAAAGCCGUUGAAAAGGGAGUCGUGGAGGUUGUCGAAGCGGACGAAGAGGAGUUUGGUGGUUUUCGUGGCGGUUUCUUCUCUGUGUCUGAGGAAUCGGAGCCUCGUCUUACUAGGAAACUGACUAAAGAACCUCAGGCUCUUGAACAACGACGCGGAAGUCCCCGUGCUUCUCACUAUUUGGCUUCUGCUACCAAGACUACCCCUAAGAAAACAGCAAGGUCCAAGUCUACCACCGCUACUAAAGCUAAACGCAACGCGAGAAAACCUCGUGGGCGAAAAGUCAUUACCGAGUCAGAAGAGGAGGAAGCGGAAGAGAGCGAAGAUUCUGACUCGAGCACCUUCUCCAGGGCCCAGCACGGCAGUCGUAGAUCUUCCAAAUUCAAUUACAAAUACAACUUUUACGCAGGCUCCGACUCUGAUGCUAGUGGAAGUGGCGAAUUCCUAAAGCAACAGGGAAGUGGGAUACCGCCUCGAAGGAGUACUCGACUCGCCACCACUGCUAAGACAGCUGCACGCGUGAAGUAUACUCUAGAUGAGGAUGACGAUGAGGCUGAUCUGGAGCUAGAGUUAGAGCUAGAGUUGGAGCUGCGGCAAGGAGAGGAGAAGGAGAUGCAGAAUCAAAAGGAGAGAGCAAGCGGCGGCUUUCUUAUUAGAUCUGACAACUCAUCCAGUGAGCUUAGCGAUGCACCCAGUGAUCUAACUGACGCUGAAUACGAAGCGCCGAUUGGGAAUAAGCCCAUCGAGUCUGAUUCUGCUCUUGAGAGGGGGAAGCAGGGCGAUGAAGGCGGCGACGGUGACGAUGAGGACGAAGGCGAUGACAACUCUGAACCGAGAGGCGCAGCGGGCGCGUUCGAAAUGCCCUAUGAGAGCCGUAAGGGUGGAGACUUGGACAGAGCCGACUACGUUGCCCAUGCCGCCGGGCCAAUUACUGAGGAUGGGACUGUGGAUGUUGCCAAAACUGGUCAAAGAAUGGCAGACGCCAGCAGCAACGACCAUCACGAUAAUGAUAUCGCUGCUGGGAAGCUUCAUCCGGUCGGGAAUAGAGCGGAAGGAUCGGAGGUUGUUGCGGGUACCGCUGCUUCGCUUGAUACAAUGGGAAUGGCCGGACCCGGGGGAAUGUAUCGCAAGGAACAAACCCCAGACGACGAUUCGAGUCCAAUGCUAUCCGAAGAUCCGGAGGAUAAGGAAAAUUCAGAUUUGGAUUGGUGUAACUUCGAGUAAUAAUUAGAUCUUUUCCUUUCCCCUUUUAUUUUUUUUCUCUUAACUGUUUCGUGUCUUUCGGGUGUAUAAACUCCCCCCCGAUGCUUUCUCCCUCUCUGUCUAACUAGAUCCUGUUAAAUUAUUAUGAUUGACUAAAUUUCUGGCGUUUAUACCCUUUCUUUGAACUUUUAUUUUUCUUUCUUUCCUCCUCUCCUUCUUUCCUCGUUUCCUUCUUCCCUUCUUCCCCUUCUUCCAUGUCUAUACUUUAUCCGCGGGAACAAAUAACUUGCCGUAUCAUACCAGUUACUGUACUGUACAUACCCGAGCUCAAAUAUUACCUACCCUAUUCGCUGGG
Tuber aestivum (summer truffle) is the source of this 4401-nucleotide messenger RNA. Lineage: Eukaryota; Fungi; Ascomycota; Pezizomycetes; Pezizales; Tuberaceae. The record is from the annotation of a GenBank genome assembly.